Pochonia chlamydosporia 170 is the source of this 2289-nucleotide messenger RNA. RefSeq names its product golgi complex component Cog3. Gene Ontology annotation, biological process: cytoplasm to vacuole targeting by the Cvt pathway; intra-Golgi vesicle-mediated transport; Golgi organization. The coding region runs from base 1 to 2289 and encodes 762 amino acids. Gene Ontology annotation, cellular component: cis-Golgi network; COG complex; membrane. The transcript has 5 exons. NCBI's taxonomy places the organism in Eukaryota, Fungi, Ascomycota, Sordariomycetes, Hypocreales, Clavicipitaceae. The record is from RefSeq and is a predicted model, not a curated record.
AUGUACGAUGACUCCUGGUACAGCUUUGUGCCCGAACUCUCUAAGAAGCCAGUCGCUCCAUCUCAACCCCAAGGCCAUCGACGAAAGGAGUCUCUAUUACAGCAACCGAACGGUGAUGUGAAAACCGAGCCAGUCGAACGUCUAGAUAAUGUUUUCGAAGAGCUAGAAGAUACCAAUGACCCACCCGAACCGACCAUAGUUCGUCGAGCCGCCUCAUAUUCCGACUUUUACCAUGUCGUUCAAGCCCAAUUGGCCAAAGAUGGUCAAUUGCGGCGCAAGAAGCGGCCGACCAAAACGGAUAGGACCUGGGAGGCAUUGAUGUUGAAGGCGGGAGACGAAGUCGAUCAGAGAUACAAAGUGCCUGAACCGCUUGAUGAGGCGUUUGAGAAUCAAUUGCUUGAGGACAGUCAACAGGAAUAUUUAGUUUAUCGCGACCAGCUGUCAUUGACAGAACGUCAUCUUGAUGGGCUUAUCGACGAUGCCAAUACCACUUUGGCGCUUCUAACAUCGCUGUCGGAGUCGUUUCAAUCGGUGGACGAGCAAACAACAACUUUCCAAGCCCAGUGCGAGGGUCUUCUCAAAGAGCAACGACGGUUGGAAACACUGGCAGACAAAGUCGGUACCGAUUUAUACUACUACAUCUACCUCGAUACCGCAACCCGUCGACUCAAUGCUCCUGGGGCCAGCCGACUGGUUGACGACGACGAGUUUGGUACCAUGAUUGAAAACAUUGACUCAUGCAUUGGUUUCAUGAACAGCCAUGAAACAUAUCGUGAACGUGAUACAUAUCUGGCACGAUACAACGCAUUGCUCACCAAAGCUCUUCACUUGCUAGAUCACGGCUUUUCCACUCGCCUGGACAAGACAUCUACGGAAAUUGCUCGUCAAAUUGCAGCCGCAGCAUCAGACUCUGCCCGCCAUGCUUUGGCAUAUGGCCGGUUUGCCGAAAUGAUUACUGAUACAUACUCAUUGCUUCCCAACAUACAAAAAAUAGUUGGUCAUGCAUACGACCAAUAUGGAAGAGCUUUAGAUUCUGCAACAGAGACUUCUGUCUACGCUAGUUCCGCCACGAAUAUGUUCCGUACCUACCUGACUACGAGAGAUCGAGACUUGAAGCCCAUGACUCAACGAGAUUUGGAAGAGUACCAGAAGGGAGCCAAGAGCCUUUCAGUAGAGACGGCAUCGCGAAACUACGUCAAGCAACUAUUCGAAAGAAUGUAUAACGAGGAUGCCUUAUUUUUCAAGAUUUUUGGCAUCGAAGCAAUGUGGAAUACGUCAUCCACUUCUGCUUUCCAAGCUCUCAAGGGAAUAAACACGACGAUGGUCCACCCAGGUCACAUUGCACCGCUCGGAAACAGCAUUCAAGCGGUUCUCCAAACAGCCAAACUUGAAUCUGUUUGUAGCGUUGUGGGAUGGUUGGCAAAUGAAUAUUCAAUCGCAGAACACGAUGAAGAGGAGUCACAUUCUACAAGAAAACAUCGCGAGUAUGCCGCAAGAUUGCUUGUGGAUCAUCUUUGGCCAUUCACCGAUAAUGCAUUUGAGGCGGAAAUUACGAAGUCCAUUUCCAAAGCCGCAUUGCAAGACGGCGACUUGAAAAUUGGCCCUGUUGUAGACGGUGUUGCGUCGUCCAAUGCUUACCCACUUGUCACAAAAGCUGUCGAGCUGCUAGCCAUGUUCGACCAGGCUAUGCCCAAGGAACGAUCUUCCAAAAAUAGUUCUGUUGUAUUCAAAAUCGUACGAGAAACUAUCCAGGUACUACAACGUGCUGAAGCUAGAAUUCAGUACCUCAAGUCAAGCACGGAUCCCGCCUUAUUCAUGGUGAAGAAUCUUCUCAUCGUAAAGAACGAACUGGUUUCUCUUGAAAUAGGCGACAUCCGAAACCACCCUCAGUCUAUGCAACAUUUUAGCCAAAUAUGGGACACGUUGAGUCCAACAAACUGGGUUAAUUUCUUUGGCAGUAUUCUCGGGGGUUCAAUUUGGUCCCGAGGAGCACCCUCGGUUACAGCCAAGACACUCACAGUAGAGGAUAUGAGCGAGCAACUGGACGAAUUACUUCGACAAUCAAUAUACGCAUUCACGAAGCGGUGGGCGACUCUGCUUAACGAUUCAACAAAUCGCAAGCCGGGAGUCAAGCCGAUUGCCAAAGUGGAGGCUGAGCUGGAGACCAUUCUUGAUACAGCAUUCAGUAAUCAGCCUGAAGUGAUUGCGAAGCUCAAAGAAGCUAUCCAGCUCAACGCCCAGGCGCAGAAUAAUGCAAAUGACGAAAAGCGAGGUGCAAAACGGUAUUAG